GGUUUCACAAAUGUAAACUAUCCAGUGUAACUCUGAAGCCUGACGUGGAAAAAAGGACUUCUAUUUUCUGUCCCUCAGGAACAGAGUUAUGCUGAGGACGUGUGAGCAGAUAACAGCCUAAUUCAAAACCUCAGGCCAGAUGUCUUCAGAAUUAUGCUAUCACUCAGAUUAGUCAAAGCAUAAACAAACACUUGUGACUGACGUAGCUACUUCAAAUAGGCUGAUGCCUCGGUCAGCGCGACUCAUUUCGGAACAGGCUGAGAGAAAGCAGAAUCAAAAUGAAGACGUUUCUUGUGUGUGUCUCCGUUUUGAUCCUGAUGACCACUUUUACAGACACUUCCCCAGUUUUGGCUGGAAAAGAUGCCAAACAGAUUCUGAGAACUCGCCGUGGAGACAGACCGAGAAAAGCUGGUUUCCCUGAUGAGCCAAUGAGGGAGUACAUGCUUUACCUCCAGCGCCUGGAGCAGAGAGCAGAAGAACAAUUCCUUGAACACUGGUUGAAUCCGCAUUGCGUCCCACACUGCAACAGGGAUCUGGUGCAUCCAAUCUAAUGGUCUUGCCUACCCCACAAAUGGUAGAUAGAUUUAUUUUGCAGUGCCUGUUUCUUUCUUUGUAAUAAAGGGCAGAGCCACAAACAGGAAGAGGAGAGAAUAAUCAGUGGCUGGAGGAAGUACCUUGUGCUAAAAGGUGUCUGGCGACAGAUUAGUGGCAGGGAACAUAAGUGUCCUUGGCAUCAACUGUGUCACUGCAGUCUGUUGCUGUUACUAAAACAUGUGGUUAUCAAUUUCUGUGCUGGAUCUAAGUUGGUGACCACAAAACAUUCUUAAUAAUGUUGCUUCAGACUGCUCCUCUUUCUUUCCCGUCUGCUCGUGCUCCUUUUCCAACUCAUCUGUUCAAGUCUUGGACUUGUUCACUUAGCUCUCUGGAGGACUGUGGCAGGAUAUGUAAGAUGCAGUCUGACCUGCUAGGAGCUCAGCCUGUUCUGCAGUAUUCUCAGCUGAAAUAAUUUGCUGACUGCUGACUUUUUAGAUGGAAUUCACUAUUUAGUACACAUUCUGGCAAACCUUAACAUGGAACAUUCUCUCAGAGCUUGCAUGGAUUAUUAGUUCUGUGCAUAGUUUUCAACAUCAGUGUAAUAGAUGCCAUCAUUUGCUUUAUUGCCUCUGUUUAUCACAUGCAUCAUAGAAUUUAAUGGGAAAAUAUGUUCCAAAGCACAGCUCAGAAACCAGGCACUACUAACAAGCCAAUUGGUGACAAAAUGACACAUCCCAUUAGUACUCCAUGCAAACUGGUUUCUGAUAUGGUCAUCCUUUUUCCUUAUGUGUUUUGCAUGGAGCAUCAGCUUAUCGCUACAUUAAAAAAAAGGGAUGCAUUGAGG
This is a messenger RNA of Pezoporus flaviventris, 1378 nucleotides long. RefSeq names its product chromosome unknown C17orf67 homolog (gene CUNH17orf67). The record is from RefSeq and is a predicted model, not a curated record. Lineage: Eukaryota; Metazoa; Chordata; Aves; Psittaciformes; Psittacidae. Bases 279 to 551 code for a protein of 90 amino acids. The transcript is spliced from 3 exons.